GCGUUUGAGGCCGGUUUUUUUGUGGAGGGCACCCACGGCCUGCGCUCUGCCCGUGGCACCUGCUCUCCGGGUGUUGGGCAGAGGCCUUCGCGGCCGGCCCCGCCGCUCCUGCACCGGGAGCAGCUUUUGGGCGCAGGAGGCACGCGCUGUGCGCUGUACCUGUUCUGGCGUUCGCCGAUGGGAGUGAGCCAGUGCGAGCUGCCCUCGCUGCGGCGCUGCCCCUUGGCGCCGCGCCCCCCGCCUUUGCGCGAGCUGGGCGGCGUCCCGCAGCUGCCAGUGAGGUACGACAUUCCCGAGCAUCGGACGUUCGUCGAGUUCGGCUCCGACGAGCAGAUGGGCCACCCCAGCGGCCGGUCGGGCUGGGUUGUCUUCAAGCGCCCUUCCAUCCAGGCGAGCCGCGCCAGGUUUGCGCAUCCCGACAGGAAGCAGAGGGAUGUGAUUGCCUUCAAGGGUUUCAGAUGUGUCAUUCACUCGGUGGCGGCACUGGAGCUGGAGGUCGACGAACAGAUGCUUAAUGUGCAGAACAAGAACUCUUCAUACUUUGUGGAGUGGAUUCCCAACAACAUCAAGGCUUCCGUGUGCGACAUCCCCCCAAAGGGCCUCAAGAUGGCAGUUGCCUUCGCGGGUAAUUCAACAGCAAUUCAGGAAAUGUUCAAACGUGUUGCUGAGUACUUCACAGCGAUGUUCCGGCGCAAGGCGUUCCUGCACUGGUAUACCGGUGAGGGCAUGGACGAGAUGGAGUUCACCGAGGCGGAGAGCAACAUGAACGACCUUGUCUCGGAGUACCAGCAGUACCAG
Messenger RNA from Prorocentrum cordatum, 798 nucleotides. Lineage: Eukaryota; Dinophyceae; Prorocentrales; Prorocentraceae. The record is from the annotation of a GenBank genome assembly.